AUGAAAAACCUUUGUUUCAGAGCCAUUACCAUGGCUCUGGGUCUUUAUUUUACUGGAGCAAUGACAAACCCGGCAAGGAAAAGCAGUAUUUUUUUCAAUUCUGAGUGCCAAUGGAAUGGAUAUCGCCUGGCGAAUUGUUCCUUUACUGGAAAGCAGGAUAUACCUGUGGACAUAUCACAGACGGCAGCCACAGUGGAUGCAAGUUCCAUUUUAUUUAAGGGCCUCUUACAAUCGCCCACAAACGAAGAAAAACGGAACAUAAAACAUCUGGACCUCAGUAACAAUCUCAAGUUGAAAAUAACCUUAAGCCCUCUUGCGCAUUUACCUGGUUUGGAAACCUUAAACCUCAGCAACAAUGCCAUCCACUCCCUCUCCCUGGAUCUGCCCAGUCCUAAGUGCCCCUGGGUGAAAGGCCACAGAAGCAGCUUGGGAAGUGGGCUUCCACAUCUGAAGCUGCUAAUUCUUCGAAGAAAUAAACUCAGUGACAUUCCCAAGGGAUUGUGGAAACUGAAGUCAUUGCAGAGUUUGGAUCUAUCAUUCAAUGGAAUAUUGAAAAUUGGUGUGUUUGAUUUUCAUAACUGCCUGCAGUUGGAGAACCUCUAUUUAAGGAGCAACAAGAUAUUCAAAAUUCAUCCAGAAGCCUUCAAGGACCUCAAAAAGUUACAGGUUGUGGACCUCAGCAGCAAUGCUCUGACCACCAUCCUGCCCAUGAUGGCCCUUGCUCUAGAACUUCCCCACCUGGAGGCUGACUUGGCCCAUAACCAAUGGCAGUGUGAUGACAGUGUGGCCGUCUUCCGAAAUGUCAUUUCUGAAUCCUGGAGGAGAAAGUGGGAUGUAGUUUGCAACAAGUCUAUAGGGCCCGAGGAGGCAAACUGGUGGACACCCAAAAGCAGGAUUCCCCGGGAGGCCCAACUUCCUCCCACGAAUCUGAAUCACGCGAGAAGCCUCAUCAGGAGCAAAGCUGAGAGGCCCCAGGAAGGAAUGCAUGUGGGCUCAGCCACGCCGGGGAAGCAGGACCACACGGGCUCUGAGGCCCGUGAGCAGCACAGACGGCCGCCGAGGCGGGUGAGGAGCACCCAGGAUGGGCAAGCUGCUGGCGGCACGGAAGCCGCGUCCCCGGACCUCGCCCUGGCCGUCUGCUUAGCGGUGUUCAUCACCUUCUUCGUGGCCUUCUGCCUGGGGGCUCUGGCCAGGCCUUACAUUGACCGACUGCGGCAACAGCGGUGCAGGAAGAAGAGACCCGGGUCUGCCCUCGGGUAUUCCAACGAGGGCUUCUACGAUGAAACGGAAGCUGCCGGGGCCGGCCAGCACCCCGGGGUGGGUCUGCACCUAGCGCCCCGUGGCCUAAGCCUCUGUGAGCCCGAGCACCCUUUCUCGGGGACACGGGCCAGCCCACAGGCUGCUGUCACUGCUGGCAGAACUCGGGGCACGAGCAGAGAGGAGGCUGGCGGCGGGCAGAGCAGGGGCCAGUGCGGGGCCGGCCCUGGGGCAGGAAGGAGGAAGGACAAUGUGUGUCCCGACGGCCGUGCGGCCCGUCCCGCUCUCCACGGGCGGCCCGGUGCUGACAGGAACCCCCUCGCGUCCGCAGAGCCGGACCGCGUCUGCAGGAACGGUGUCCGCGGGGAAGUGGAUGCUGAGGCGGAGGCCCAGGAAGACUCGCUCAGUGGGUGCUCGAUGGGCAUCCCCGGGAUGGCUGGCAGCUUACCAACCGGCUCUGGCUCCACCCAUAAGGAUUCGAAUGCAUUAGACCCACCACUGUCCAGAGAGAUGACGGCUGCUCUCUCCAAAACGCCAAGCUGUGCAAAAGCACGGAGGCCGGGAGGGCGUGAGGACAGAGAGGACACGGGGCGGGGACCGUUGGAGUUUCCUAAGGACACGCCAGUGCGCGCUCCCAGUUUGCUGGAUGCACAGGAGCCAAGGCUCAAGGGAGCCAGGGCUGGGGAGGAACAUGCCACCUACCAUGGUUCCGCCAAACUCGGUGACCUAGGACAUAGGGACCCGUCCCCAGAGGUCCUUCCCCCAGGACGGGGCAGGGACCCACAUGUCACUCCUGCUGACGGGGACCCAGCCCAGAGACACGCUCCUCCUGACACACAGGACGAGCUGGACACCGAUUCCGAUGAAGGCUCGUUAUUUACUCUAAGCUCCGGGAGUUCAGAGGGUGCGGGAAAUGGGAGUGACGGAGAGGCAGACGGGGAGGAGAGUUCUGGAACCAGUGAGCCUCGGGAGGACGGGGACCCAGGGGUGAGGAAGGACAACGUUACAUCAUCCGAGAGCCUUGGGGACAUCACCUUCCAGAAGACGCAGGGGGAAUGUGAGAAUCAGGAGGAUCGCUUUGGAAAACCUCUCAUUUCCCGUUCAGACUCCGGUGUGUCCAAGAGUCAUGGGGAAAGUGCCUCUAACACCCACAAAUGUGAGAACCCAGUGACCUUGCCCGGGUCACUGGGUGAGCGUGCUGCCCGUGACACGACCCCGGGCAUGUUCGCGUACGACUGCGUCACGGCUCUUCAGUCUGAGGCAGCAGGGUGGCAUCGCUCACUCAGAGACCUCGAGUUUUCCAACGUGGAAACACCACCGUGCUCUGCUGAGGUUCCCUCCGGUCCCGGUAAGACUGCCUGUGGUGAGAGAGAUGCAGACGUUUAUACAUACGAACCCUCCACUCAGGGAUCAGACACGGAUGAAAGCAAUAGUCCCUCGCGACACGAUUCUGAAGCGGGCAGCACGCCUUGCAGCCAGAUCGACACAGGUGCCCACGAGGGCCGUGGCUCCAGAGAGGCUGUGAGCCCAACACAACUGUUACAGUGCUCUGGCGACAACCCAGCUCUUCCGUGUGCCAGAGGAGGAGGGGAAUAUCUUGAAGAGAGUUCUAAGAGCCAGGUACUGUUGUUACAAGCGCUUCCAAAUAAAACCAGUCCGUGAAGAACACAGGAGCCCUUCAGUGACGGGGACAGGAGUACGUACUCAGAGGAGAAUCUGUUGCAACGAGAAAAAGAUGAUUCUGACUUCUGUUCUCAAACGCAGACCCACGGCAGCCUGAUGGGAGUUGGCCGUCUAGGUGAGGACCGGCUCUCCUAAAACAAAGACGAGGAUGUUCACCUUGAAAGUCAAAGGCAAUGCGAGUAACAUUCUUAGUACAGACCGGAGCACUCAGGUGGGACGGCUGAACAGAUUUUAACAAAUUCUGCACAAAGAACAGCACAGCUUUUGGGAGGUUGAUCAUGAACCUACAAAACUGGAGGGAUUCAGAGACUUUCUAAAUAUUUUUAAUAAGUUGUGUUAACAGUGGGACCAUUUAGCCAUGGCUGAUAUGGCCUGGUUGGUUGGUGGUUGUCUUGUGCACAGAAAGGUUGCUGGUUCAUUCCAGGUCAGGGCACAUACAGGGAUUUAGGCCCAGUCUCCACUAGGGGGCGUGCAGGAGGCAGCCACCUGAUGUUUUGGUUUCACACUGAUGUUUUGGUUUCACAUUGAUGUUUCUCCCUGUCUCCCUUCCUCUUUCUCUAAAAAUCAAUUUUUAAAAA
Molecule: messenger RNA, 3518 nt
Organism: Eptesicus fuscus (big brown bat)
Lineage: Eukaryota; Metazoa; Chordata; Mammalia; Chiroptera; Vespertilionidae
Gene: LRRC66
Product: leucine rich repeat containing 66
Exons: 4
Cellular component (GO): plasma membrane
Molecular function (GO): protein binding
Source: RefSeq, a predicted model, not a curated record